GAUCCAUAUACAAAUAUAUACAUAUGUAUAUAAGAGGUAGGUGUUUCGACAAAUUUCGCUCGCAAAUAAUUUAAUUAAUACUUCGAAAGGCAACUAAAGAAAAUUGGUGCAAUAAAUUAAAAUUUACAAAAGCGACAAAAUACGUGCAACUGAAAAAAAGAACAACAACUGCAAUACAACAAGGCUCACACAUACAUACACAUUCGUAGCGAAAAUCUGCUAAAAUAACAAGCGUUGAGCACUCUUGUAAAAAACAUGAGGCUGUUAAGGCGAGUAAGCAACACGCAAACGACAAAGUAAAAAUAAUAAAAAAACAACACAAAAAUUAAAAAAAAAAAACGAACUGAACAUAAAAACUUAAACCGAAAAAUAAAGCAAUAAACGAAGCAGCGCCAAACGCCAACACAGAGAUAUGCAGCCAAUAUAACGGUAUAUUCAUAGCCGGUUUUUCGCGCGUUAAAAUAAUAUUUUAGUACAGUCUGCCGUAAAAAUAUACAUACAAAUGCAAUGAAAAUACAGUGGCGUGUGUGAGCGCAGCAAAAAAUAGAAAAUGUAAAAUUAUUUAAAAAAAACGCGGUUGUAAAAUUGAGACAAUAAAUAACGAAAUACUAACGUAGAACAUUUUUAAAUUCGGCAGUAUUAUAUAUGUAUGUAUUUCAACCUAACCUCAGUAUAAGUUAGUUAUAUAUACUGCGUUUGAGUCUGUGUACAUUUAAGUUACUUUGUGUCGACUUUAUUUAAUUAAAUGUAACAAAAACAAAAACUACAACUAUUCUAAAACCAACGGCAGCGGAAAUAUAAAACAACAACAAUAGCAACAGAAAGCGCGGUAGUCGUUAUCACGCUCAUCGUCACAACCAACGUUCGCAGUCCUUAAAUCGCGGUCAAGCGCUUUCACAGGCAGAUGUAAGCGGAAUGUGGUGACAUCGGGGUGCCUCAGGUAAAGCUGCUGGAGGUCAGGGUGGUUGUGCCAGCUGCGCCAUGGGUAACAAGUUGAGCUGCUCCUGUGCGCCAUUGAUGCGCAAGGCGUACCGUUACGAGGACUCACCAUGGCAGACAUCACGUCGACGUGACGGACAUUUAUUAAGUUCAUUCAGGUUGUGGGCUGAGGUAUUUCAUGUUUCGGCUAGCGGUGCCGGUACCGUUAAAUGGCAGCAAGUAUCUGAAGAUUUGGUUCCUGUUAAUAUAACCUGCAUCCAGGAUUCACCAGAAUGCGUAUUUCAUAUAACGGCAUACAAUAGUCAGGUGGACAAAAUAUUGGACGUACGACUUGUGCAGCCAGGCACACGCAUUGGUCAAGCAUCAGAAUGCUUUGUUUACUGGAAGGAUCCGAUGACCAAUGAUACAUGGGGUCUCAAUUUCACUUCACCCAUUGAUGCAAAGCAAUUCCGAGAAUGUUGUGUAUCUUACAUUGUAAAGAAAUACUCGCCUUCUUUCAAAUUUUCACGAAAGGCCUCGUCGAGUUACUCGCUGAAAUUGGACCCGCCCGGCAAGGGAAAGAUCAAGGCCAAGCGAAAGCCGUUGAGCACACCGGCCUCGCCGUCGCGCGUACGCAGCGAACCGCAAUGCACCUGUAUGUCGGCCGAACAAUACGCACGCCUACGGACCGAUCCACGUGUACGAGGUUCAUCCACUUUGCCACGCUCCGUAGGCUCUCGCAUAACCGAUGUCGAUGUCGGUGGACAACAGAAGGUGAUGGCGAACGCCACCAGCAGCACAUCAUUGUAUGAUAAUGUAGCCGGCAGUGGCGGUGUAGGCACACAAUCUAUGAAUGCAGUUGGCGGACAGGACACUUUGGGUCGCCAAGUCAAGUCACAGGAUCCGAAUAUUGCCGCUGCAAAUGCAGGCGUUAACACGGGCACACCCAGUGUUAUGGUGUCCGGCGUUGCCACAGGCACAAAUGAUUUAUGCUCACAAAAUCAUGUUGGCUCACAGGUGGGUCCAGACGAUGGACUCAUUGGCGGUCAACAAGAUAUGGAUGUUUCGAAGAAUGAAGGCACACAAGUUGGUGGACCAUUACAUCAGAAUGUUGGCACAUCCACCAAAUCUACUGGCACACGCACUAAAGACUACGUCGAUGAAAUGACACGUGAUGCACGCGCACAUGACAUGCACCAGCACCAGCACAACAUAAUCAACAACAACACUAGACGCAAGACCAAGAGCACCGAGGAUAUGAAUGUCGACACGAGCACCCUGAAACGUAUGCUCAAGCCAAUGCCCAGCACUGAGAGUCCCGUUACAUCGCCGGAGAUGGGACGGCGCCGUUAUAAUUACUAUAAUGCCAAUGUGGCCAACACACUGGGGCCACAACAUAUGCAUCAACAUGGUGGCGGCAUGGGCGUUGGUAUGGGCAUGGUACCGGGCGGACCCGGCGGUGGUGGCAUGCAUCACAUAAUGAACAACAACAACACUAUGGGGCGAGUGAGCAGUCAGUCGUCGAGAUUCUCGGGAUCAAGAUCAUCACAUGAAAUCGGUCGCGGCUAUCCGCAACGUAAUCUCUAUUUGGAAUUGGAACGCGAACGCAGCUGCAUUGAGGGUUCGCCACCCUCCGACAACGUCAUGUUCGACAAUCAAUGCUACGCCACCACGCCCAGCUCCAGUAACGGCAAUUCCGAUCAGGAUCAAUCGUAUGGGCAACGCAAUGCCGGCGGUGGCGGUGGGGGCGGCGUCGGCGGCGGUCGCCAUUCACAUCAUCACCAGGCGCCAAAUGUCACACCCACACCCGGCAGCCCCACAUCGCGUCUACUGCUCGAAUAUGAAAUGCAUUUGCGCAACACCUUAGCCAAAGGCAUGGACGCCGAGUCGUACAGCUUGCAUACAUUUGAAGCUUUGCUCUCGCAAAGCAUGGAGAAUCUGGAACUCGCCGAAAGCCUGCCUGGAUCAACACAGCGCAGUCCAUAUCCAAUGCGUAGGCCCAGCGCCAAGUCCUCGACAUUGCCAUUGCCACCGCAUCGCCCCUUGUCUACGCUGCGCGACAAAGAGCGCGAUCGCGAGCGUGACGGUUACUAUAGCGAUCGCAAUGAACUCAUACGCGAAAGAGAACGCGAGCGUGAGCGCGAUCGUGGCUAUCUCUCCGAUCACAAUACGAGCUUUUCAACAUCACGUUGCGCCUCGUGCAUUGGUGAAUCGGCACGUGCUCAAUGGUUUCGUCACUCGGAUGGCUGGCGUUCAGGCAGCUCCACAAUUGGUUCGGGCUCUGGUCAGGGCUUAAUGUCACAACAGACUACCGGUUCGGGUCAUAAACGUUCACCAUGGGACUCGUUACCAUCAUUGCGUCAAGAUAGUAGUCUCAAUGAUUCGGGUUAUAAAAGUGCACGCGCUGAUUCGCUUGAGCAACGCGCUGAAUUCAUACGUCAAGAUAGUUUACGUUCAGAUUAUUUGAGUGACCGUGAUUCACGUUAUGGCAUUGUACAACAGGCUUCUAUCGACAGCACCGACUCGCGCAUGUGCUACUUGACAUCAUCUGAGGUAAGUGCAAUAAGAGUGAGCUUUAAAUUCUUGAUUAUAUUCCUGCCUAUACAUAUUUUUUAUCUUAAUUAAAGGUAAGUACAAUAUAUAAGUAUAUAUGUAUAUCUUCACCUAAA
This is a messenger RNA of Bactrocera dorsalis (oriental fruit fly), 3587 nucleotides long. RefSeq names its product protein still life, isoform SIF type 1. Gene Ontology annotation, molecular function: guanyl-nucleotide exchange factor activity. NCBI's taxonomy places the organism in Eukaryota, Metazoa, Arthropoda, Insecta, Diptera, Tephritidae. Bases 982 to 3543 code for a protein of 853 amino acids. Gene Ontology annotation, biological process: positive regulation of axonogenesis; small GTPase-mediated signal transduction; activation of GTPase activity. The record is from RefSeq and is a predicted model, not a curated record. Gene Ontology annotation, cellular component: membrane; synapse. The transcript has 16 exons.